Molecule: messenger RNA, 276 nt
Organism: Aspergillus calidoustus
Lineage: Eukaryota; Fungi; Ascomycota; Eurotiomycetes; Eurotiales; Aspergillaceae
Source: the annotation of a GenBank genome assembly
AUGGAAAUCUGCAAUACCGAGCUGUACCACGAAGAUCUCUCCGCGCAAACAACAAUGAACAUCUCCCUUGCUGCAUUGGAGCGCGUCAUGAGGCUGGAUGUUAGCGGCAAAGUGUCGAGUCUGUCUGCACCGAAGUUGACUACUGUCGCGCUGCCCGGGAGUGCCGGCUUUCCGGACCUGAGACUCUCGCUCAAGGGGCAGCCAGUUGCGUCUUUCGUUGCCUACUCUGAAGACAUACCCAGGGCUGUUCAAUGUGGAUUACAGACGAAUCUCUGA